This is a messenger RNA of Aphanomyces astaci, 1283 nucleotides long. RefSeq lists its product as hypothetical. The record is from RefSeq and is a predicted model, not a curated record. The transcript has a single exon. NCBI's taxonomy places the organism in Eukaryota, Oomycota, Saprolegniomycetes, Saprolegniales, Verrucalvaceae. Bases 645 to 1199 code for a protein of 184 amino acids.
AUAGCUUGGAUGUCCCACAAUAAUAAGCGAUACUAUUAAUAAGUAAAAAAGUCAUAGAUUAGUACUAUUAAUAGUAGUAUAUGAUAUUAUUUAUAGCAAGCUGUAAUCGCAAAGUGUCAUGGAGUACAUUGUCGUGCGCGCUUGCUUCACCAUAGGAAUCGUCCAAAUGGGGCCAAGGUCGACGAGACCAGCACGGGUUGUUCCCGAACAAGCGCAGGACGAACGAACGACGCCCGACGCCGCAGCAUCGGCACCUCCAGCACUGGCACUUGGCUGCACAUUUGGGUUUGUGGGAUGCAAUUUGAUUGAGCGACUUUUGGGCAGCAUGGCACCAUGGACGGUUCGUGGCGUUCGUUGAUGUAGAUGUGUGUGGUGUCUCCUUGGACUUGCGUCACGUAUGUAUGGCCGUUGACGUGGACAUGGAUCGUAUGCGGCUUCUCGGGUGAUGCAUCGGCAGUGGCGACACUGGGUGCCGUCACCGUGGGCAAGAUCGACGAAGCUUCUUGAGUGUCUGGAGCGAUUGAUGGCAAAGAUGGCUUCGUUGUGGACGUGUCGUGGUUUGCCACUGGCUCCGACGUGGACAUGUUGUCGACUGGGGAUUCUACUUGUUCGUCGUCGUUGCCGUUGCUCAUAAGAUCGUCCACAUGCUCGUGGCCUGGGAAGGAUUCUGUUUCGACGUUGCCUUGGCUCGAGGUUGCGCCUUCGUCUACCAUUUCCACGAGCUCAAAGUCAUCACCGACGCUGGACGUUUCCGUCGUCGUGUCGUCCUCAGAAACAGCAACGGGAGCUUUGUUAUGGCGAGUUGUACGAGUACACGAAUGGACAAAGUGGGUCAAGCUGUCGCUCUCAAUCGACAUCGUGUCUGCCAUCAAGAGCAGCUCUUGGAUCUUCUUUACGACCGCCUUUCGUUCUUGACGGAUUGUGGCAACCCCUUCGCUGAGGAUGAGGUCGAUGUCAAACAGCAGCUUGGUAAGGUCCUCCGCUUGGACAAGGACACGGUGGCAGUACUGUUUCAGCGACAACUUGGCUUGACGAAGUCCCAACUCAAUGCGAUCGUUGUCUUCUUUCCACACGGAGCACGCGAGCCACUUCUUCGCGGCAGCGGUGGCAGCUACGAGCUUCCGUUGGUUUGGCAAUCGGCGGACGAGGACUUCUUCAAUGUCGCUUGCGCGUUUGGCGACGCUCUGGAGCUGACUUAGCGCUUUGUUUGGGCUGGUUGUUGAUGAUUCCAUGAUGAGAGAAGUUUGAAAAUGGCGAAAAUGCAUCGCGUGGUGACCUUGUCG